This is a messenger RNA of Parnassius mnemosyne (clouded apollo), 537 nucleotides long. The record is from the annotation of a GenBank genome assembly. NCBI's taxonomy places the organism in Eukaryota, Metazoa, Arthropoda, Insecta, Lepidoptera, Papilionidae.
AUGUCAGCUACCGAAAUACCUGCUGCAAGUGACACUUUCGAUGAAGGCUUUAAUAAGGCUAGCGUCGAUAUACAUCCAUCCGACCCCGGUUUGUGGCCCGAAAUAAUCACCAAUGAGAUAGCUAGAAUAUUGGUUAAGCGUGAUCUGCCCUUGAUAGACAUCAGUUUUAGCUUUCCUAGUAAUAAAGAUAAGAGAAAGUGUUCGUGCAAAUACUUUUGCGAACACAACAAAUGUGUUCUAAAAUUGGAAAAUGUGCUAACUGAUGACGAAAUCGACGACGACAAGGUGAAUAAAUUGCUCGACCAGUGGGAGAACGACUACCCCAAGGAAAAAUCAAUGGUGAUUAGAGCGAGAAAGGAAUGUUUGGACGGGAAAUAUAGGGAAUACAUUAGCAAGCACGAUUGCAUAGAGUCAAAGUUAUACGUUUGCGUGUAUGUAAGCGCAGUUGCGGAUUGCCAAUCAUGGAGCGAAGACGCCGAGUGCGAUGAAGUGAAGGAACACGCGCAGAAGUGCAAGGAUGCUCAAGACAUGGAAUAA